Molecule: messenger RNA, 8662 nt
Organism: Capra hircus (goat)
Lineage: Eukaryota; Metazoa; Chordata; Mammalia; Artiodactyla; Bovidae
Product: NEDD4-binding protein 2
Exons: 16
Coding region: 20-5320 (1766 amino acids)
Molecular function (GO): ubiquitin binding
Source: RefSeq, a predicted model, not a curated record
UUUAGUUUUGGAAGUCAGAAUGCCAAGGAGAAGGAAAAAUCUUGGGGGAAAUCCUUUUCGGAAGACCACAAACUCUAAGGAAGUUGUAUCCAGUGUUGCUAGUCAUGAGGAGCCAACCGCUACUCUCCCUUCCGUGUAUGAGACAAAGGUUGAUCAGGAAGAACUCUUCACCAGUGUCUCAGAGAUGUUUUCUGACCUGGAUCCUGAUGUAGUGUAUUUGAUGCUUUCUGAGUGUGAUUUCAAAGUUGAAAAUGCCAUGGAUUGUCUAUUAGAAUUAUCAGCCACUGAUGCUAAGAUAGAAGAAUCAUCUUCAACAAACUUCGUUGCUUCUGAGAAACAAGUAAAUGCAGUGGAAUGUGAAAUAAUGGAAAAGUGUCCUCCAGAAGAAGAGAGUGAAGAUUCAAAAAUGGAUUCAUUUUUGGACAUGCAGCUAACUGAAGACUUAGAUUCCUUAAUACAAAAUGCUUUUGAGAAAUUGAACUCUUCUCCUGAUAACCAAGCAUACUCAUUUUUGCCUUUGCAAGAUGUUAAUAAUUUUAGUGACCCGAGUUCAUUUAUAAGUUCAGAUUCAAGUAAUAUGAUUCCCAUUCUUUCUACCCAAAAUAUGGAUUUGAACAGUGAAAAUUUAGAGCAUUCUGUCUCUGCAUUAAGUUCAAAUUCCUUAACUUCACGUUCAGUUUCAAAUGGGUCCAAAAGUUUUACAAAAGAUAACACGUUGGCAUUGGAAGAUUCUCUUCUCAGUAGUUCUUUAAAUGCAGAUAAUGACUCUUUGAUGGAUGGCAGCAACCAAAUUCAGAAAGAGCUUUCGGAAUCUGAGUGUGUUAAGACUCAGUUCUCUCAAGCUCCUGUAGAUUUGGAUGCCAAUGAGCUUCAGGCUCCUCUAAACCUUGCUGUCCAAAAUCCAGGGCUUGGUUUAAUAGGUACAGGUGGAGAUCAGAAAUCCACGUCUGUCCCUGAUGUUUUUGUACCUUCUGAAGAAUUCAGUUUCCAGCCACACAAACAUACGGAACUGCCGCCAAAGGGGAAGGAUGUGAAUUACUGCCCAGUACUAACCCCUCUCCCUCUGCUGCUGCCUCCUCCUCCCCCUCCACCAAUGUGGAAUCCAAUGAUUCCUGCUUUUGACCUCUUUCAAGCAAACCAUGGCUUUGUAGCUCCUGUUGUAACCACAGCUGCACACUGGAGGCCUGUCAACUAUACAUUUCCACCCCCAGUUAUUUCUCAUACUUCCCCAACAAAGGUAUGGAGAAGUAAAGAGGGAACAAGUGCUUACCAGGUACAAGAAACUCCAGUUUCUCAGGUGGUAAGAAAGAAGACGUCAUCUUAUGUUGGACUAGUUCUCGUUCUUCUCAGAGGCCUUCCAGGAUCUGGAAAAUCUUUUUUGGCAAGGACUUUGCAAGAGGAUAAUCCAAGUGGAGUCAUUCUUAGUACUGAUGAUUAUUUUUACAUAAAUGGACAAUACCAGUUUGAUGUAAGAUACUUAGGAGAAGCACAUGAAUGGAACCAGAAUCGUGCAAAAGAAGCAUUUGAGAAGAAGGUGUCUCCUGUAAUAAUAGAUAAUACAAACCUACAGGCAUGGGAAAUGAAGCCAUAUGUUGCUUUGUCUCAAAAACAUAAAUAUAAAGUCCUUUUCCGGGAACCGGAUACAUGGUGGAAAUUCAAACCGAAGGAACUUGCAAGGCGUAAUAUUCAUGGGAUAAGCAAAGAAAAAAUAACAAGAAUGUUGGAACACUAUCAACGUUUUGUUUCAGUGCCAAUAAUCAUGAGUUCUUCAGUUCCAGAAAAAAUCGAACGUGUUGAGUUGUGUGCAUAUUCUUGUGACAGAAGUACUAGCCCAAGAGACAAUGAAGAUAUUACUUCUGAGAAAGAAGAAAAUGUUUUAUCCUCGUCUUUGAAGCAUCUAGAGUUAACUGAAGAGAAUAAACUUGAUGUGACCAAAGAAAAUAUGUUACCUGAGAAUAUUGCAUAUCUCCCUAACGCUGAUUUAAACAAAGGAAAAAAAGAAAUAAGUGAUAUGAAUCCCAAUAUUCAGAAUGCUUUCAUUCAGGAAUCUCCAAACACUUACUUUCCUGAUUCUGAAAGCGAAGUACAAGUUACAGACAAAAGUGAAAAAGAAGAGCCAGUAGAAAUGGCUCUUGAAAAAGAAUGUAGUGAAACCAAUGCAGAUAGUUUGUUAGAGAGAAUGUCACCAAGUAGUUGUUAUGGUGAAAAUAAUCAAGGGGACUGUGGUCUUUCAAAUCCUGUACCCCAUCAAAAUGAAAAAUCUUUAUCUAGUGAAAUAUUGGAAGAAAGAGCGGCAGUAAAGAAAAAAGCCUUUGGAAAACAAAAAGGCAAAUCAACUUUGGAAAAGUUUCCAAAACAUGAGCUGUCAUUUGUUGGUGACUGGCCAGUUGAUAAGAGUAUUGGUCAGAGGACAAAAAGGAACCGAAAAAUGGAAAAAGCCUCAUCUGUACAAAAUGACAAAAAGUAUAAUCGCCUUCAGUCACAUAAAAUAUUAGAUAAUAGUUUAUCUGUGAGUGUAGAUUGUAUCCAGGCACAAGAAUCUCCAUAUGAAAAUGUAGAGGAUGACAACAUUUCACAGUGUGAUGAUGCCUUGGAAUCUUUCAACAGCUGUAAAUAUGAUACUUAUAAAAACACUGAAAGAGAUUCAUUCAACAUUGUGGGUGACUGGCCUUCCCUUGAUUCAUUAGCUCAGAGAGAGCACAGAUCAAGAAUGCCAAAGGCUGGCUUAAAUGAACCCAACCUAGAAUUUGGAACCAACAACAGUAUGAAUGAAAUAUCCUUAUACUCUUCACAUGAGGCCUGUUGGGGCACAAGCCCUGAAGAGCUAAAAACAUUGGGUACUUGUACUCGAAGUUCUGAAAUGUUGCCCAAUGAAAUGACCUAUGAGCGUAAGACUUGUCCAAGUAAAAAGAUUCAUAGGGAACACACAUUGUCUCUUCCUUAUAUCAAUAGUGUGCCAACUGUCCAGGGAGAAGUAGGACCGCAAACUUUAGCUGAAUUUUCAGAAGAAAAGACUAAAGGAGCCCCUGGAAUAGGAGUAGGCAUGUGUACCCAGACUGAACCACAGGAUUUUGCUCUCUUAUGGAAAGUAGAAAAAAAUAAAAUUAGUGUUUCCGAUUCUCUGAGAGUAUUAACAGGAAGAUUAGAUGGAUUUAAACCCAAAACUUUGAAUAUUAACACAAAAUUGGAUGUUCAAGAAACAAUUCCAUAUAGGGUAAUGUAUGACAAAAGCACGUAUGUGGAAGAAAGUGAGCUUACCAGUGCUGAUGAAUCUGAAAAUCUUAACAUUCUUUGUAAACUAUUUGGGUCUUUUUCAUUAGAAGCCCUAAAAGACUUAUAUGAGAGGUGUAACAAAGAUAUUAUUUGGGCCACAAGCCUUUUAUUGGAUUCUGAAACCAAAUUGUGUGAGGAUACUGAAUUUGAGAAUAUAAAAAAAUCAUACGAUGAAGCACAAAUUGGGCCGUUUUCUCUGGGACUGAAUUUGAAGGAAAUUAUUAGCCAAAGAGGAAGCUUAGAGGAUUCUAAUUUUUCUGUACCAGAAUUUAGCCAUGGAAUUGAAAGCAAUAACAUUGACGUACAGUCUACCUGUGAUUCCAAAAAGGAAAACUUAGAGGAGGCAGAAAUAAGAGCUAUAACUACUGAAAAACCUGGAUUAAUAACAAGUAUACUUCCUACUGUAGAGCUAAAUAAUAGUAAUGAAGUACUUCCUAAUAGUCAAACAGAACUUUCAGGUUUAUAUAAUGUGAAGCAGUUUUUUCCAGAUACUCUAAAAGCUACUACCACUAAAACUGUGAGUGAAAUGGAAAAGAAUUCAGAAGUUGCAGAGACUGGAGAUAAUAUACCUUCUUCUUUGAAUUUGUCUGACAUUUUGAACUCUGUAUCAAGCGCUUCAAAUCUUGAAUUACAUGAAGAAACUUAUUUUACUAACUCUUCUGAAAUACAUAAAAAUGACACUCUUCCAAAGGACAAUGUGAAAUUUCCAAACACAGAAGAAUUUAUGAUUGAAGAAGAACAGGAAAUGGAGACAAUUCUGAUGGCAGGGAGUGCUUUGUCAGCUGGAGUUACUGGAGAAGAUAAAGCUGAGGCACUGAAUCCCACUCCAGUGACAACCAAAUCUCUGACCAUAGACUGUCUUGAAUUGGCAUUGCCCCCUGAACUGGCUUUUCAGCUCAAUGAAUUAUUUGGCCCUGUUGGUAUUGAUUCAGGGUCCCUAACAGUUGAGGAUUGUGUGGUUCAUAUAGAUCUGAAUCUGGCUAAAGUGAUUCAUGAGAAAUGGAAAGAAUCUGUAAUGGAGCGACAAAGACAAGAAGAGGUAUCUUUUGGCAAGUUAAUGCAAGAUCCUUCCCUGGUUGGGCAUGUUGGUCUUGAUAAUUCAGAACAAAAAUCAUCUCAGAGAACAGGCAAAAAAUUACUGAAGACUUUAGCAGCACCUGAAAUGCUACCCUUAUUGGAUCAUUGGAACACUCAAACUAAAAAAGUAUCACUCAGAGAAAUAAUGUCAGAAGAAAUUGCCUUACAGGAAAAGCAUGAUUUGAAAAGGGAGACACUUAUGUUUGAGAAAGAUUGUGCCACUAAGCUAAAGGAGAAGCAACUCUUUAAGAUAUUUCCAGCCAUUAACCAAAAUUUCCUGGUGGACAUUUUCAAGGACCACAACUAUUCAUUAGAACACACAGUGCAAUUUCUAAAUUGUGUUCUUGAAGGAGACCCUGUAAAAACAGUGGUAGCACAAGAAUUUGUUCACCAAAAUGAGAACAUCACUUCUCAUACUGCACAGAAGUCUAAGGAGAAAAAGGCAAAGAAAUUGAAAGAAACUGAAGAUACACCAAGUGAACCAUCUUUCCAGGACUUUGAGUACCCAGAGUACGAUGACUACAGGGCAGAGGCUUUCCUGCACCAGCAGAAGAGGAUGGAAUGCUACAGCAAGGCAAAAGAAGCUUAUCGGAUGGGGAAGAAAAACGUUGCCACAUUUUAUGCCCAGCAGGGUAGUCUCCAUGAGCAGAAGAUGAAAGAAGCUAAUCACCUUGCUGCCGUGGAGAUAUUUGAGAAAGUCAAUGCCUCCCUAUUGCCGCAGAAUGUUCUAGACCUCCAUGGGCUGCAUGUGGAUGAGGCUAUAGAACAUUUGAUGACAGUUUUACAGCAGAAAACUGAAGAAUUUAAGCAGAAUGGUGGUAAGCCCUAUCUCUCUGUGAUAACGGGGAGAGGAAACCACAGCCAGGGAGGAGUUGCUCGCAUCAAACCAGCCGUCAUUAAAUACCUCACAAGCCAUAACUUUAGAUUCUCUGAAAUUAAACCAGGGUGCUUGAAAGUCAUGCUAAAGUAAAAUAAACAUCCUUGACUAAAAAGUGUGAAGGUUUGUAGCUUAAAAUUAGUUUUAUUUGCAGAGAUUUAGUCAAUUUUACGUAGAUGUAUGUUUUAUUAGUAGUGAUGUCCAGUUAUAAACAGAAAAACAUGAUGUUUUUCAAAAUUCAAGAGAAGUUUAAUUUUUACUGAAUCAAAUGCCAAAUAUGUUAUCUAUUAAAGAUAUUAAAGAGAAUUUUUAUUGAUUACCAGAUGUCUAAGAAAAUUAUCAGCUGUGAUUUUAGAGAUUGAAAUGCUCUGAUACUUUCUCAGACAGAAAAUGUUACCUUUAUAUUAAUUGUUGUUUGAUGUUUCGUAAAGUCUUAAAGGCUUCAAUGAGAGGUAUUUAAAGUGCUUUGAGAUCUAGUAGUAGUAGUAUAGAAAGAAAGGAGAUCUAACAGAAACCUUUCAGUGCUUCUUGAUUUCAAAACAACACGAAAAAUCAUUUUGCCACACUCUACAGGUUGUGAUCGCUGACCUUUUGUUCCUUCUUUCUGGGUGUGUACAUUUCCUAGAAGUGAGGUUGGGGUCUGAGAUUAUGUUACAGUUUUAUACCUUCCAUAGGCAGACAAGUUUUCAAAGAAGGAGUGCUGCUGUCUUCUAGAACUGCUCCGAGUCUUAUAGCACUGCCUGUGUAAAUGAUAUUUAUUGAAGACAGUACUAAAGAGCUAUAUUUUGUAUUUGAGGCAUGUAAUUUCUAAACUAGAGUAGGUCAAAAUCCUAUUAACUUAAAACAGAUAUAGAAAACAUUUUUGAUACAAUCAUAAAAGAAAUUCUUACAAUUUAAAAGUUUUUUACCUUUAUUUUUAAAAAGAGCCAACUUUCUGAAAGGAAACUUUCACUGGUAUCUUUUUCUUGGUCAGCUUAAAAAGCCCUGUUGGUAUACUUUUCGGUUAUAACUUCCUUUACACAAGUUUAGUGCGAUAAAGUAUAAUUUUCCAAUAUGAGAUGCUGGCUUAAAUAAAUCUGACUUUGGAUAUGAAAGGUAUUUUCAACAUACAUAGUUUUAGCAAACAACUGUAUUGAUUUUUGAUAAGCUUAAAAAUUAUUUGGACUAGGUGAUAGGAUUUAGGAUUGCGCUAUUCCUGAAAGAAUUCCCAGAAGAACAGACAUUUUAAUGAAAAUAAAAUUUAGAAACAUGUUUUUAUAUAUCAUGAAAGCAUGCUUGUAAAAGAAGAGCCAUAUCAUUGAAUUUAUUUCCAUAAAAAUAUAUGUUUGUUACUUAGAAAUAGUAACUGGUGUUGAAGUAUUAUUCACGUUGUUUGUGGUAAUUUGUUAAAAAAAAAAAAAAGCCAACAGUUUGGCAUAUGUUUUUUGUGAGGUCUAGAAGAGUUGUAUACAUUAAAAAUAAAACAAUUCCUUUCAACAACUCUACUUAUAAAACUACAACUGUUAAUGAAAUAAAACCUUUCUGUGUAUAAAUUGAUAUGAUUUAAGAAAUGUGUAUAACAGUACUAAAACCUAGGAUUAUUCGAGUGUGUGCAGCUGCAUACUCAUUUUCUGUGUUUUUAUAUUUCCUCAUCCCAGUUUAAAAAAAGACAUCGCUUUUGAGUGCUUCAACUAGACUUUACUUCAAUGUUAGUUAUUAUAAUUAUUAAUAUGGGAGCAGUCAAAAAGAACAAGAGGUGAGGUAUUUUGUGGGCAGAAAUCAAAUGAAAGAACCUAUGUUUUGAACUGUACCAACUCUAAUUUUAUGCUUUAUUUUGGUAAAUCUAGGGCAUUUCUUCUUAAUCAUCAUUCAUAAAUAUAUGGAGACAUUUUGAACAUUAUAAAUGUUUUUGUAAAGUUGUUUAGUACCAGACUGGCUUCUAUCCCACUAUCUAGCAUAGUUUAAGCAACAUGUACUUUUGAAAGAAAUUUUUAUAAUGGCUCUUUUCUUGUUUUGUCUGUUUCUAAAUCCUGUAUGCCAAAGGUAAACAGAGUUUGAGGAUUAUCAGAUUUUUCUCUUUUACUCAUUUCUAAAUCCUGUGUGUCAAAACUAAAGAUAAUGUGGGACUUAUCAGACUUUUUGUGUAUGUUUUGGUAUAUUUGUGCUAAUAUAUGACUUACUAGAAUGGCUUUUUGCAAAGUUAUUAAUAUUUUAAAAGUACAACAGGUCUGUAAUUUUGGAAGAUUUUAAUAACAAUUAUAUUCUUUCAAUAGUCUCUUACCAGUGUCUCCCAGGGGAAGAUGAGCACUAAUAUGGAAACCACAGGGAAAGUGGGGUUGGACAGAGGGAACUUUUAACAGUAUUUUCAGUCUGUUCAUUUCCUUCCUUAAACAUGAGAAAUGGAAGUAUUUUGUCUUACAUUUAUUGGCUGUUCAUGUAUCUCUAUAUUAUUUCAAGUUGAGGUUUCUUCAGUGUAUUAGUGUUUCAGUACUGCCUGCAAUUCUAAGGCCUUCAAAUGUGGGACAUACUGUAUAGUAGAAACCCCGACUUAACACUUUAAAGUGUCUGGUGUAUUAUAACACAUUUUGGAGAGAAAGCUAAAUAAUUCUGUUGGAUUGUUUCCAAUCCUUUAUUUUGUCCUUUUAAAAUUCACGUGUUUUGUAUGCUUAGAAAAAAAGACGUGUAUAAUAGCAAGAUUGGUUGUUUCUGAGCUGGAAAUUGGAAACUUUGAAACUCAGGAAAUUGCUCUGACAAUGUUUUAACUGCUCUCAAUUUAAGAAAAUGACAAAAUGUAUAAAAAAGACACAAAAAUAAUGUGUGCUGUUUUUUCCAAUUGCUUUUUCAUUGUGCAAUUGAGGUGAAGUUUGAUAAUUUUUCUGUGUUGUGGUUAAAUAUUGCUUAUUUUUAUUUACAUGGUAAAGAAAACAGAUUUAAAUGUUUUGUGUGGCCAAAAAACCUUGUCGUUUAAAACGUAAAGUAAGUUUAGGUAGAAUGUAUGUAAAUGGUGCUUAUUUUUAAAUGUAAUUCAAGUUUACAGUGUUACUUAAUGUCUCUUUGCAAAAUUUAUUAGAGAAAUAAGGCUAGAAUACAUCUACAUUCUGAAGAGCUUUUUAUAACUUCACAUUAUAUGAUGACAAAUUUUAUUGUUUUCCUUAAAGUUGAGAAAAUGACUUUUAUGGUCCAAAUGAUGAACCCAUUUAUUAACAUAUGAUUGAGAAUUAACCAUGAGAUUUCUCAUUAAAAUAUAAUAUUGCAACUGUCAAUUGGAGAAUAUAUUAUAAGAUCUUCAAACAGUCUAUUAGAAACAAAAUCCUUUUAUUUGUACUAUAAAGAAAAUGUAAUUUUGCUGUUAACUGUACUUUUUUAUUGAAACUGUUUUAUAACUUUGCUUUUAAAAUUUCUUAUGAAACCAUUUGCAAAUUACAUACUUAAUUUAAUAAAACACUUUAACCACUG